Messenger RNA from Phalaenopsis equestris, 1238 nucleotides. RefSeq names its product WAT1-related protein At5g64700-like. Gene Ontology annotation, cellular component: plasma membrane. Lineage: Eukaryota; Viridiplantae; Streptophyta; Magnoliopsida; Asparagales; Orchidaceae. The coding region runs from base 16 to 1077 and encodes 353 amino acids. The transcript has 7 exons. The record is from RefSeq and is a predicted model, not a curated record. Gene Ontology annotation, molecular function: transmembrane transporter activity.
AUCAAGUAUUGUAUCAUGGAAGGGAAGAAACCCUACGCUGUGAUCAUUUUAAUCCAACUUAUUUACACUGGCUUGUUUGUCAUCUCUAAAGUUGCAUUAGAUGAAGGUCUGAGCACAUUUACUUUCCUUUUUUAUCGUCAGUUGACAUCAACAGUAUUACUUGUUCCACUGGCUAUCUUUUCUGAAAGGAACAAGACCUAUUCGUUAUCAUUUUGGCUGUCGGUCAAGAUUUUCAUGCAUGCCUUGAUAGGAAUUACUUUCAGCUUGAACAUUUAUAAUAUUGGCCUGAAAUAUACUUCUGCAACGGUCGGCUCAGCAGCCACAAAUUGCAUUCCUGUGAUCACCUUUUUUCUAGCAUUGUUAAUGAGGAUGGAAACUCUGAAGCUUAGGAGAAUGUUAGGGAUAUCAAAAAUUCUAGGAAUAGGAAUAUGCAAAGCUGGAGUUAUAACUAUUGCCCUAUACUCUGGACCUCACCUAAAUCCUUUGAUCAAGUACCAUCACUUCGGCCACAAAAAUAAUGCAAAGCACAGCUCUCUGCACUCUAAGCAGAACUGGAUAACAGGAACUUUUCUCUUAAUUGCAGCCAACUCGUCCUGGUCACUCUGGAUGGUCCUGCAGGGGCGGUUAUUGAAGGAGUUCCCUUCGAAGGUGUUGUUCACAGCGAUAGAAAGUGUUUUCAGUGCUUUGCAGUCAUUUAUUAUAGCAGCAGCAUUUGAGAGAGAUGUCUCUAAGUGGAAGCUGAGGAUGGAUAUGGGAUUGGUCGCCAUUGCUUAUUCUGGAUUUAUUGUUACAGGGGUCUCUUUCUACCUGCAGUCUUGGUGCAUUGAGAAGAAAGGUCCUGUUUUUCUUGCAAUGUCAACGCCGUUGAGUCUAGUUUUCACCAUACUUUGCUCAUUGUUCCUCUUGGGAGACGCGAUUUCAUUGGGAAGUGUUUUAGGUGGAAUCUUGAUGGUUGGAGGACUCUAUGGUGUCUUAUGGGGAAAGAGGAGAGAAAAUUAUGAACCCAAGCCUGCAGAAGAAAACGCAGGAGUUUGUAACGAGAACAAGGAUUUUGCGCCAACAGAUGAUCAUGUUUGAACGAGCAUUAUUUGCAUGCAUGAAAUUUUAUCUUUACUUUGUCCUUUUUUUGAAAUCCUAAAUGCUUGUUUUAAACUUCUGGUAAGAUAUGAUUGUAGUUGAGAGAAUAUGUGUUGAGGGAAUGUCUGCUCUUUUAUAUUAGUUACUGAAUGAAAUGCUUU